Molecule: messenger RNA, 1765 nt
Organism: Dendroctonus ponderosae (mountain pine beetle)
Lineage: Eukaryota; Metazoa; Arthropoda; Insecta; Coleoptera; Curculionidae
Product: ras association domain-containing protein 10
Exons: 7
Coding region: 342-1613 (423 amino acids)
Source: RefSeq, a predicted model, not a curated record
GUGUGACAUUUAGUUAACGCGCCGACUUAGCACUAGGUGCAGUGGUUCCGUCACGAAGCCCAUCGUCCCGCUGCAUAGUGGGGGUGCCAAGCGCCUUGAUUGAAUGAAAGAACCACCGCGAUGUCGGCACUUUAGUACUCGGAGUACGAGGUACGGCGAGCUACUUCUGACGCGAGAACCCGCUUUUUUACAGCUGGUGCCAUCAAGUGAGGCUUGCACGUAAUUUUGCUCGGCAUUUUUGAACGUUCAUUCAUACAAACUUGAACUGUGUUUGUGUUCUUGGAUUGACGAGUAUUCAGUGGCCAAGGGUGGCACUACGCAGCUUUCGUUUCCAGCAUAAAAUGUGGUUAAGCAACACGAGCCGAAUGUCUAAGAACCAGGAUAAUUCCGAUCUGGAUAGCAGCUGCAGUAGCGGCGAUGAAAUUCCAAUAUGGGUCAGAAGCGAGCAGCGCUGGGUGUCUGGAAUCACCGAAGACACCACCUGCAUUGACGUGAUUCAAGUAUUAUGCGCAGAUGAAGAACAAAGGGGCAAACACAUGGGAAUACCGCAGAACUAUCAAAUUACCGAACGGUGGCGAGGUGUCGAGCAAUCUUUAGACCCUUCCUCAAAAAUUUUGGAUAUAUGGAACACCUGGGGAUCGGCACAAGCAGAGGUGAAAAUGUCCUUAAGACGGUUAAGAUCGGGAAGAUCUUCGAAUCGACGGACGAAAUGCCGAUCGGAUGCCAGCACACAUUCGGACAGAAGUUUAUGUAAUACUUUGCAUCCAAGACGGUUUCAAAUGUUGAAUGGAGGAAAGGAACCCUCCAGUACCGAGGAACUGUUGAAAUUGGUUCUAGCACAAGGUGAAGUAAUUAGAAGACAAUUAAGAAAGCUGAGGCACAGCGAGCACCAAAUAGGCUUCUUGGAAGACAAAACGCACCGAGCCAGAGUCCGAAAACAUGGCAGCAAUUAUCUACUAGAAACAUAUUUAAAAGGACUUUCCGAAGCUGUGAAUCCAGACAUUGAUCAUAUAGGGCUGGACAAGAAUAGUGAUAGCGGUGUGAUGACUGAAGGGGAUAGUGAGAAGUCCAAUAACACAAAAAUCAAAGAGUGUAAAAAUGUUGAGGCUACUAGUGACAGAUUUUCGCCAUCAUCUGAAGAAUUUAUUGAUCAUCUGAAAGAUGAUGAUAAUAUUUCAAAUGUGAGUGAAUCCGCCAUAAAAGCCCAUGUGAAGCUGCUUGAGAGUAUACUGAAGAUCAACAAAAGCCUGCUUCAAGAGGAAGAACACAUCAACAAGUUGGACAGCUAUAUAAAAAAGUACGAUAGAAACAAAGCAACCGAACAGCAAGAAAUUAAUGUGGAAGUCAACACAGAACUUUCGCAACUGACAACGCAAAUGACGAAAAGCGCAUGUGAGAUGCAACACAACGAGAUUGUUUUGGAAGAAAUCCUGGAAGUGCUUGACACCCGUCGUCAACAUCUGGCGCUUCUUCACCAAGAGCUGACCAGUCAAGAUCAAGAGCACGAGAUGUUACAAGCAUUGCUUUACAGCAACAGCCAAAAACGCACUAGACAAGAACCUUUUUUGUAUAACGGUUACCAUACCAAAGAAAUGUUGGAUACCUUAGUUUAAGGAUGAGAGUAGAAAUGCACCUUUGUUUGAUUUAUUUAAUACCAAAUAUUUUGUACCUAAUAUAUAUUAUUUUUAAUAUUGAAUAUUUCAUAUGUUUUAAUAGCAGACAUUUCUGAGCAAACAAAUGGCAAUUAAAGUGUUAUUGAAAAAUG